Helianthus annuus (common sunflower) is the source of this 2169-nucleotide messenger RNA. RefSeq lists its product as uncharacterized. The coding region runs from base 1 to 2169 and encodes 722 amino acids. Lineage: Eukaryota; Viridiplantae; Streptophyta; Magnoliopsida; Asterales; Asteraceae. The record is from RefSeq and is a predicted model, not a curated record. The transcript has a single exon.
AUGGCAUCUCCUAAGGAUGCCAUGCCAUGGGUGGGCUUGUAUAUUUGUGGAGCAUCUUUGCUUUGCACGCUUGCGAUGGCCGUCGAUGCCAUCCAAGGUUUUCAUAAACGAAACCUCUGGUUUCCAUGCAAAUUUUUCACCAUCAAUGCGGCUUCAAUCACACUAAUAGCGAUAGCAAUGAAGCUACCCGUGGAUCUAACUACCGGCAUGAGUGAUGGCCAUAUCGAUUCUAUGGAAAACGAAGGGAGCUUUCUUUUCUUGUUAACCAUGUUAGCCAACUUUCUCCCGUCUUUAGGGCUUAUGAGCGGCAAGGAACUUAUCAUGAACAUCAUAGCACUCGGUCUCCUCAUUAUCACCAUUAGUGUGAAUGUAUGGAUCAAGUACUUUGCGGGUGUGGUAUUAUUAAGCGCUUUCGGAAUCAUAUCUUUUAUAUUUCCCCUUAUAUGGACAUUUUCGGUAGCUUUGGAAGUUCCAGCGACUAGAAGAAUCCUAGAGCAUCGGCACAAGGAGUUUUGCAAGUUAGAUUUAACUCACCAAAAGAUAAACUUCUCGUCCAAGGAACUCGUACAUUAUGUCAAGAAGUACUGGAUGAUGGCACAAACCGGUAAUCCCCAAUUCGUGAUUGCUUGUUCACCGGUUUCUUAUGCUCUAGGGGUUUUGUGCUUAUUUACCGUCAUUUACGUAAGUAUUUUUUUAGUGCACCAUAUGAGGUAUACAUCAAAUUUUUGGGAUGGAAAAUCAGAUUAUAAGUGGUCAAGCUAUGCCAUUUAUGCUGUGCAAUUAUUUGGGAUUGUAGUAGGUUGUAUAGCACCCCUUUUUAGAUCUUUCACUGUUAUGAUCUAUUUCAACACCAAAAGACCGAGCUUGAACUAUCUAAACGUGUUUAGAGUCGAAAAAUAUUGGACCCAAAGCCUUCAACGGUGGAAACACAUUCAUAUACGUUCACAUAUCCCAGGCCGCCGUUGCAAAAUAGUUUUCCAUAAUUUCAAAAACAUGUUCUUAAACAUUUGCAUACUUAUUCAGAAAAUGGUUGUGGUCAUAUGUAAAAUAGUAUGCGUUGUUCCAACGUCUUUUGUUGUUUUAUUCUCUUGGUGUUCCGCUAUUUGCAAGCCAUUUUUUGAAAGGUUUAAAAAUGAACCAAAUGCAUCCGACAACAAUGCAAGAUCGGAGAUAGAAAAGUACGCUAGCUAUAUUCUACAAGUCGAAGAUGAGGCAAAGAUUUCAAAGAAAUUAUUACAAAAUAUGCUUGACUCUAUGAACCGAAUUCUGCAAGAGUCUAAGAAAAAGGAGCCACGAAAUCUUAUAAAUCUUCUAGAAAAGUCUACAGGUUUCAAAGGAAUUGUGGCGUUCGACAAUGACCAAGUCCCACCGUUAUAUCUAGAAGAAACCCAUAAUUCCUGGAGCCUAGUAGUAGUGACAUUAACAGCCAUUGCCGUUGCACUUCCGAACGUUGCAAAUGACCAUGUUAAAGGGUUGCUUUCUAGCAUAAGGGAAGGCCUCCACAUUGUGAAACAUAUUGAAGAAAGUCUCAAUACAAAUGCUGACUUGGUAAAGGCAAGAAAAUCCGCUAGAUGGUUGUGGACAGAAGUUGAAGUAUACAACCGGUGGCUACACAUUGAGCUUCAAAACAAGACGUGUAACGCAAAAACGUCAAAGGAGAUUCUUCAAUGGUUGUGUGACGAAGCAGUAAAAGUUGUGAUACGAUUCAAGAGCUGCAAAGGGGGCAAUCUAGAUCACUCACUUCAUAAGUUUAUAGCAGCGAGUUCCAUGUACAAAAUCAGUCAAACCAUACUGCUCGAGUGCAACGAGCAAAAAAAUUGGCCAAAUGAUGAAGAACUUUUCGAGCGAAUAUCAACUGUUAUCUCGGACCUAUUAUGUGCUUGUUUUACCAACUUACCACGUGCCAUAAAAACGAAGUGUCAUCAUGAUGCUAUGGAGAAACGGGCAGAUAGUAUUUGGUCUGCUGCUCAACUUCUUGGCAAAUCGAAGAAGAUCCUUAAGAUCCUUAAAGCGCGCCAACUUCCUAACUUAGAUCCAGACUCGAUGGCCUACAUCGAUAAAUGGCGUGCUUUACUAAAGACUGAAAUAGCCUAUGGUUGUGAUUCUUCUGAGGGGGCUCAACUAGCUUCUUCAAGUUCUAAUGAAUCGCUCAUUGUAACCGUUGUGUAA